GGUUUGUAUACAUGAACCAGUAUGGCGCGACUUCGAUAACCGAUCAUUUCUGAUUUCAUCCUCCGUCGACCCUUAGCAUUGCACGAGAAAACCCUAGUUUUCUACGAUGGUGAACUGGAGGAUUAGGCAAGAAUGGGAGGAAUACAAUCUCCAAAGCUCAUACGCUGACAAUCCAUGUAUGUUCUCGAUACGAUUGAACUAUGGUGGAGUUUUUACGAAGUUUCCAGGCCGCAAAUACAUAAAGGGGAAGAUGAAAUAUAUUGAUGGCAUUGAUAGUGACUUGUUCUCGGUGCAUGAUAUGGACGAGAUAAUGGAAUUGCUUGUUGUGUGGAACCAGGUGAUAGAAGUGUAUACAGAGUUUUGGGAAACCAAGCUCCAUACGUAUCAAAUGUCCCCAAACCCUGCAAAGAUAAAGAUACACGAAAUUCCUGAGUCCCUUUGUCGUAAAAGCUUGUUAUUGACAUGGUCAAAUUCAGGGGAUUGUCCUAGUGAAGAAGCCCCUGUUUUUGAGAAUGUAGAAACUAUGGACGAACCCCCUAGUACAUUACUUGAAACAACCUUGGAACAACCCCUUGUUACAUUGAGUGAAACAGUUGAGUCAACCCCUGCCUAUAUACCAAGAAUUGAAAGCCCUUUGACUGAACCAAUGAUAGGAAGCACAUGUCCUAAUGUUGAUGGUUGGGAUGAUACAUUUGAAUGGUGUGAACCUUUUGGUGGGACUCCUAUGGAACAAGAUGAACCAAAUAGUGAAAAAGCAGGUGAAGACAGUCAAGCUAGUAAAGACAGUCAUGAUAGUGAUGACACUGAAGAUAGUGAAUACAGUCAAGAUAGCGAUUACAUAGUUGAUGAAGAUAAUUUGUUAGAUGAUCCAGAGGUUGAUAUGAAGAACUUUCACCUCAACAUUGACAAAGAGGUGGAGUGGGUUGGAAGUUUUCCUGAUGAUCGAGAUGAAGCAGUAGAAGGUGAUGAAGAAUUAGAGGUUAUAAACACUGAAGAAUUUGUAUCUGCAUCUUCAUCAGAUGAGGGUGAAGCUAGUAAAAAAAGGAAGAAGAUAAGAGAUUUACGAAGAGCACAUAAGAAUGAAGCAGCUGCUGUCAAAGAUCCAUUUUACAUCCACCAGACUUUUAGCACAGCCAAGGAAGUUAAACAACAAAUUUAUCUUCAUUCCAUACAGAGUAGAAGGGAGUUAGACUUCGUCAAGAAUGACAAAAAUAGGAUUAGAGUGGUUUGCAAAGGGACAAUACCAAACCUUGGGAUAUUAGAAACAGGUGGGACCAGCAAAAGUAAUGACAAAGUGGGACCAAGUCAAAAGAAAAAGAAAGUGAAAGAUGGUUCUAUUCAUAAAUGCCCAUGGGUCCUACUAGUGAGUAAGUGGAAAAAAGACAUUAACUGGACUGUUAAGACCUAUGAAAAGCAACAUACGUGCCUUCAAACAAGGAAAAUUAGGGCAUGUAACUACAAGUUUCUCUCUGAACAGAUUGUUGACACAGUGGAGGCAAACCCAGAAAUACCACUUAGAGCAUUACGUGAGAUGCUUGAGAAGAAAUACCAACUUGGAUUGUCAGACAUGAAAGUUCAUAGGGCGAAAACGAAAGCCCUGGAAUCAAUUAGGGGAGAUUUUGCUGCUCAGUACUCAUGUCUAAGAGACUACUUACAGGAGGUGCAGAGUAGAAAUCCAAACACCACAGUCAAACUUCAAGUGCAAAGUGAACCAUGUUAUGCAUCUGAGACCAGGGUAUUUGAACGAGUAUACAUUUGUCUUGGUCCACUGAAAAGUGGAUUUGCAGCAGGGAAAAGAGAUUUACUAGGGCUUGAUGGUGCAUUCAUGAAGGGUCCAUACCAUGGUAUGAUCCUGACAGCAGUGGGUUUAGAUGGGAACAAUUGCACAUACCCUUUGGCAUAUGCAGUUGUUGAAGCAGAGAACUUUAAUUCAUGGACCUGACCAAAAAAAAAGAGAAGAAGAUCUGCAACAGAAGAUGAUGGAGUGUCCACAAAAUGGAAAUCUGUAACAUGCACAAAAUGUGGAAAUGUGGGCCAUAAUGGAAGGACCUGCAAGGGACAAUCACAGACUGGGAAUGGAACAGGAGAAGGUGCAGCAGGGAAUACAACAGGAGAAGGUGCAGCAGGUAGCAGUGGUGGUGUACAAAAUGGAGUUGGGAACAAAGGAAAAAGCCCCAUGCUUUGA
This is a messenger RNA of Lactuca saligna, 2185 nucleotides long. The record is from the annotation of a GenBank genome assembly. NCBI's taxonomy places the organism in Eukaryota, Viridiplantae, Streptophyta, Magnoliopsida, Asterales, Asteraceae.